Molecule: messenger RNA, 3139 nt
Organism: Bacillus rossius redtenbacheri
Lineage: Eukaryota; Metazoa; Arthropoda; Insecta; Phasmatodea; Bacillidae
Gene: Cul5
Product: cullin-5
Exons: 16
Coding region: 247-2571 (774 amino acids)
Biological process (GO): protein ubiquitination; SCF-dependent proteasomal ubiquitin-dependent protein catabolic process
Cellular component (GO): Cul5-RING ubiquitin ligase complex; SCF ubiquitin ligase complex
Molecular function (GO): ubiquitin protein ligase binding; protein-macromolecule adaptor activity
Source: RefSeq, a predicted model, not a curated record
AUCCUUAUCAGCCUCCAUAAUGGACGAAAACUGUUAUAACAGUCAAAUCAGUAUCUAUUUAGAUAUUAUUUUUUCGUAAAUUUUGAAAUAUUAUCAGACGCUAAAAUUAUUGUUUAAAAAUAUUGGAGCGGAUAAUUUUAUCAUUUCAAUCAGUUAUUUUGGUUAUAAGAAGUGAACUUGACUGUUAGUAGGCAUAAUAACUGUCAUGGCGACUAACAUGAAACAUGAAAGAUAGAAAUUCUUGAAAUGUUACCUCAGGACAGAGAUCAGAUACUAUUCGAGGCCAAAUGGCCAUCCAUGAGGCCAAUAAUUCUCAAGCUGCUGCAGCAAGAGACUGUCACUCCAGAGGAAUGGCAGGGCCUCUUCUACGCGGUGUACGUGGUUUGUAUGUGGGAUGACAAAGGCCCUCCCAAAGUCAAAGAGGCUCUUAAAGAUGAUAUCAUGGACUUUAUCAAGAAGGCCCAGAUGCGGGUGCUGUCCCACCAGGAGGACCAGGCCCUGUUGAAGGCCUACAUCGUGGAGUGGCGCAAGUUCUUCGCGCAGUGCGACUACCUGCCCACCCCCUUCCGCCAGCUGGAGACCUCCCUCAGCUCCAAGGCCUCGCCCGCGCUGCAGAAGAAGUCCCAGAACGAGGAGAGCAUCGUGCGCAAGUUGAUGCUCGACAGCUGGAACCAAAGUAUUUUCUUGGACAUCAAGAAGCGACUGCAAGACUCUGCCAUGAAGCUCGUCCAGGCAGAACGGAAUGGUGAAGCCUUCGACUCCCAGCUGGUCAUUGGUGUCAGGGAAUCCUACGUGAACCUGUGCUCGAACCCGGACGACAAGCUGCAGAUAUACCGGGAGAACUUUGAGAAGGCGUACAUUGCGUCGACGGAGAGCUUCUACAAGGUGAAGGCGCCGCAGUACCUGCAGAUGAACGGAGUCCACAACUUCAUGAAGUACGCAGAGACGAAGCUUCGCGAGGAGGAGCAGCGCGCGCAGAAGUACCUCGAGCCGUGCAGCGGCUCCGUCCAGGCGCUGAUGGAGUGCUGUGUGAACGUUUUAAUUUCGAAUUUCAAGUCCACCAGUCUUGCAGAAUGCUCUGGCAUGAUAAAAAAUAAUGAAACAGAAAAGCUGCAGCUGAUGUUCAAGCUGAUGGACCGAGUGCCCGACGGCAUCGCGCCCAUGCUCAGGGACCUGGAGGACCACAUCGUGAGCGCCGGCCUCGCGGACAUGGUGGCCGCUGCCGACAUCAUCACCCAGGACUCUGAGAAGUACGUGGAAAGACUGCUCGACCUGUUUCGCCAGUUCAGCCUCCUGGUGAAGCAAGCAUUCAACGACGACCCUCGCUUCCUGACUGCCCGCGAUAAAGCGUACAAACAAGUUGUUAACGAUACCAAAGUGUUCAGGCUAGAACUGCCCAGCAAGCAGAUGGCGGGGAACAAGUCCCAGCCCGAGUCCAAGUGUCCGGAGCUGCUGGCCAACUACUGUGAUAUGCUGCUGCGCAAGACUCCGCUCAGCAAGAAGCUCAUGUCCGACGAGAUCGAGAGCAAGCUGCGCGAUGUGCUGCUGGUGCUGAAGUACGUGCAGAACAAGGACGUGUUCAUGAGGUACCACAAGGCGCACCUGACGCGACGACUCAUCCUCGACACGUCCGCCGACUCCGAGAAGGAGGAGAACAUGGUGGAGUGGCUGCGGGAGGUGGGCAUGCCGGCCGACUACGUGAACAAGCUGGCGCGCAUGUUCCAGGACAUCAAGGUCAGCGAGGACCUCAACCAGCAGUUCAAGGAGCAGUACCGGAGCACCCGCGGCAGCAUUGCCGACUCCAUCAACAUAAAGAUCCUGAACGCGGGGGCGUGGGCCCGCGGCAGUGAGCGCGUCACUGUCUCCCUCCCCCUGGAGUUGGAGGACUACAUCCCGGAGGUCGAGGACUUCUACAAGAAGAAGCACAGCGGCCGCAAGCUCCAGUGGUACCACCACAUGUCCAACGGCACCAUAACCUUCACGAAUGCAAUAGGAAGGUUUGAUGUUGAUGUGACGACGUUUCAAAUGGCUGUGUUGUUUGCGUGGAACCAGCGACCGCAUGAGAAAAUCCCUUACGAGAACUUGAGGUUAGCGACAGAACUACCGGAUCCGGAGCUCAGGAGAACAUUAUGGUCACUGGUGGCGUUUCCUAAAAUCAAGAGGCAGGUUGUGUUGUACAGUCCCGAAGUCCAAUCGCCAAAGGAUUUCAACGAGAACACUAUAUUUUGGAUUAACCAAGAAUUUGCACUUGUGAAGAACGGCAAGUUGCAGAAGCGGGGGAAGAUCAACUUGGUCGGGCGGUUGCAGUUGUCGACUGAGAGGAGUAAAGAAGAAGAUAAUGAGAGCAUAGUUCACUUAAGGAUACUCAGAGUUCAGGAGGCGAUCAUCAAGAUCAUGAAGAUGCGCAAGCGCAUCUCGAACGCGCAGCUGCAGACUGAGCUGGUGGACAUCUUGAAGAACAUGUUCCUGCCCAGCAAGAAGAUGAUCAAGGAGCAGAUCGAGUGGCUGAUCGAGCACAAGUACAUGCAGCGCGACGAGGAUGACAUCAACACCUUCAUCUACCUGGCCUGAUGCUCGCCCGCCUUCGCCCCCUCUCGGCCCCUGUGCCGGACCGUGUCGAACAACUCACCAGCCGGGGACGACCCCUCCGUGUUUCUCCAGUCAUCCAUCCAGUUUUAUUUUCUCCGAGGAACUGUUGUGAGGUUGGGAGCCGUGCUAUCUGAUGCAGAACAGCGAGCUCCUGCCUCCUUGCAGAGUUAGUUGCAUUGAGAUGGAAGCUGGGUGCAGGGUCAGUGUUAGCUACAAGGGACCAGGAUGCUGACUUUUUCAAUCAGAUCUGUGUUUCUUUGCCUCAUUCUGCUCCGACAUCAUUGCCUUUACUACAGAAUUGUUCUUUCCUGCAGUAAUCAGUUGGACUUCACUGAUCGCAUCCACGAAAUAUGUACAUCCAGCCAUCAAUACAUACUUUACAGCCUCUGUACUGUAGUAAAUUUCACCAUUCCUCAGCAUGUAGUCUCAGACUUGAUACAAUUUGAGAUGAUCCUUUUAACAUUACGGCAAAGAUACUCUUAAAAAAUGUUUUCAAAAAUACUUGAAAUGUAGGCGAUCACCAGAGUGCAAUAAAUGUUUCUAGUAAAAA